ACAUCUUUAUAAGAAGUGGCCGGCAUGCACUAGUGUGGCACUUCACAUAGCAGCCACGACUCCGUAGAUGGCAGCAUCGGCGUCCCACAUCGCGGCUUUGGCCGCCGUCCUCCUCUUCUUCCCUUCCCUCCUCGCCCCCGUCGCCGCGCAGCAGGGCAAGGCCAAGGCCUUCUGCAUCAGUCAGUUCGCCAUUGCCAGCCAGGCCUGCUCCAUCCUGCCGCCCAGCCCUCCGGAGGACGACCGACACCAUCACCACCACGACGAUGACGAUGAUGAUGAUGACGACAACGAUGAUGACGACGGCGACGACGAUCACCACGGUGGAGACAGUGACCGCCGCCUCCGUGGACGCCAUGGCCACGCGGCGGUCAUCAACAUCUCGUCCCUUGGUCUGAUGGCGGCAAACAGCAACAGCAGCGGCGUUGUCGUUGCAAGAAACGGCACCGGUCACCAUGGCGGCAACCACACGCGCCGCGGGCACGGCCGUCUGCGUGGGCGUGGACGCGGGCGUGGGCGUGGACGUGGGCGCCGUGGUCGUGUGCGCGACGGUGAUGAGGACCCCGACCAUGACGACGACCAUGAGGAGGACCCCGACCAUGAUGAUGACCACGAGGAGGACCCCGAUCACGACGACGACCAUGAAGAAGACGACGACCAUGACGACGACGACGAUGACGACGACGAUGACCACGAGCACGAGCACGAGCACGAUGACGACAACCACGAGCACCACCACGACGAGGAGCUCCGGGCGUACCGCGACUGCUGCCGGUGGCUGCAGGAGGUGCAGAAGGACUGUGUCUGCGAGGCGCUCCUACGGCUGCCGCCGUUCCUCGUGAAGCCACAGCACAAGUACGUCGUCCGGGUGGGGCGUACGUGCCGGAUCGUCUACCGCUGCGGCGGCGUGUAGCCAGCCGUAGGCACGCAACUGGCCGGUUCAGACGUUUGGUUAACUGCACUCGUUGUUCCUGCUUCCUCUCUACGACUGCGUGCAUGUUCUGCUCUUUAGUCUACGUAGAUGGAUAAUUAGGUAGGCAGCACGUCUGAAUCGGGUCGGGUGUAAUUUUUCUACCAAGUAUUGUCCUGAAAGUUUUUCGAUGUUCUUCCGUUCUGAUAGACUAAUCUAUAUCUAAUAAUAAAGCGGCUAUUGCUUU
Molecule: messenger RNA, 1154 nt
Organism: Hordeum vulgare subsp. vulgare (domesticated barley)
Lineage: Eukaryota; Viridiplantae; Streptophyta; Magnoliopsida; Poales; Poaceae
Product: sarcoplasmic reticulum histidine-rich calcium-binding protein-like
Exons: 1
Coding region: 68-910 (280 amino acids)
Source: RefSeq, a predicted model, not a curated record